AUGACCGAAAUCAAGCCUGCCGUCUCAGUUGCCUCUUCUGAAUGGAAUGAGGUUGAGAAACCCGGAAAUGAAAUUACAAGCCCUAAGAUGCCCUGCUCGACUCACGGGCCAAGCCAGUGCCCACGGGUUGACACAGAGGUCCAAAAACAGCAAACAACGGCACUCAUAAAUGCUUUGAUACAAGGGUUGAGCGAUCUCAAAGACACCGGAGGUUGCACCCGAUGCACGGUGGAGAACGUCUCAGCUCUACUCACGGGCCACAUUCGAGAUAUCAGGACCGCCAAGCAGAAUGGGGAAUGGACCAAGACCGAAAGAAAGGCACUCAAGGCGGAAACUAAAGCGUUGUUCAAGCCGAUGAAAAAGGACCUCAAAAGACUAUGGAAAGAACGGAGUUGA
Penicillium angulare is the source of this 396-nucleotide messenger RNA. RefSeq lists its product as uncharacterized. The record is from RefSeq and is a predicted model, not a curated record. The transcript is spliced from 2 exons. The coding region runs from base 1 to 396 and encodes 131 amino acids. Lineage: Eukaryota; Fungi; Ascomycota; Eurotiomycetes; Eurotiales; Aspergillaceae.